Caenorhabditis angaria is the source of this 294-nucleotide messenger RNA. NCBI's taxonomy places the organism in Eukaryota, Metazoa, Nematoda, Chromadorea, Rhabditida, Rhabditidae. The record is from the annotation of a GenBank genome assembly.
AUGACUUGGUCAACAUUUUUGCUAGCAUUCCUUCUGGUUUCAACUGUGCUCUCACGAAGCCUCAAAAGGUACGGUAUUUAUUUUCAGAUUGAAAUUCAAAAAAAAAAUUUCAGAGAUCCAGAAUCGUGGGUUCAAGAGUGGAGAGCAGAAGAAUCUGCUGAACAACAACUUCCAGAAGUUCAGAAUCUGGAGGGCGAUUUGUUCAAGCGCUUCAAAUUGGGAGGAGCACAAAAUGUGGAGCCGCCAACACGUGGAAGUUCCACAGAAAAGGAGAAAUAUGGUCCCAUUUGGUGA